Messenger RNA from Penicillium atrosanguineum, 1032 nucleotides. RefSeq lists its product as uncharacterized. The record is from RefSeq and is a predicted model, not a curated record. Gene Ontology annotation, molecular function: arylformamidase activity. NCBI's taxonomy places the organism in Eukaryota, Fungi, Ascomycota, Eurotiomycetes, Eurotiales, Aspergillaceae. The transcript has 6 exons. The coding region runs from base 1 to 1032 and encodes 343 amino acids.
AUGUCCAACUCUACCCAAGCCCCGGACCAUUUACCCUGGGAUCCCAACUGCAUCAGAUUUCCCCUGCUGAAGGAGCUUCCCCAAUUGCCUAACGCACCCGAAGGCGCGGCGUGGGUUUGGGGCAAAGAUGACCAGCUAGGGAGAUUGAACCUGUUGACGCCGCAGCGUGUCAAGGAAUCGGCCAAAGAUAUUCAAACUGGAGAGAUGGUGCGACUGGAUCUUCCUCUAAACAUGCCUGAGAAACCCGCCGCCGACCGCGAGGUGUUCCAGCACGCUAUCAAGACCCUCAUACCAGAUAUCGCAUUCGACGACACCUACACUUUGAACACGCAGAGUAGCACCCAGUGGGAUGGAUUCCGACACUGUGCCCAUUUCCAAACCAAGCUCUUUUACAAUGGGGCCUCAAGCUCCGACUUCGUCGGCGAUGCCUCCAACCUCCGUUGCAGCAUCCACCACUGGGCAAACCAUGGCAUCGCUGGCCGCGGUAUUCUCCUUGACUACCGCUACUAUGCCCUCACCCACAACAAGCCCUACGACCCUUACACGCCCUACGAAAUAACAUUCUCCGAACUACAAGCCUGUGCCAAAUUCCAAAACCUGAACCUCCUCCCCCAAUCCCAAGGGGGGGACAUCCGCAUCGGCGACAUCCUCCUGGUCCGCUCGGGCUAUGUCGAGAAGUAUCACGCCCAAAGCCCAGCCGAGCGCUACGCAACCGCGACGCGGUCCCCUGAGAACCUCGGUUUCGCGGGCCUCUCACGCGAGGAAGAGAUGCGUGAGUGGUUGCAUGAUUGUUACUUUGCAGGCGUGGCGGGUGACUCGCCGAUGUUUGAGGCAUGGCCUGUUCAGGGAAUGAAUCAUCUGCAUCAGAGUCUGCUUGCGCUUUGGGGGGUUCCUAUUGGGGAGAUGUGGGAUUUGGAGAGGUUGGCGGAGUUGUGUAGGAAGAGGGGGAGGUGGACGUUCUUUUUGACGAGUGCGCCUGCUAAUGUGCCUGGUGGUGUUGGGUCGCAUGCUAAUGCGACUGCAAUUCUGUGA